CAACAAGAAGAAGAAGAAGAAGAUUCCCAAAUGUGUCAUAGAGACACUUAUCAAAAAUGUUUUAAAAUUUGGCUUAUAACUAUAGCAACUAUUCUUGUUAGUAGUGUAAUCGUGUAUGGUUUGGUUGUACCCCAACACACUAUGGAACCUCGUUAUUCUAAUGGUACUCAUAUUUUUGCACCCACAGUCAUUCUUAUUUCAUUAGAUGGUACAGUGAAUCAUGAUUUGGAUCUUCAUGUAACACCUGUUCUAAGUCAAAUGGCUCAAGAAGGAGUAAAAGCAAAAUACAUGACUCCUUCAUUUCCACCAAUUACUUUUCCCAAUCAUUGGUCAUUAGUUACCGGCUUGUAUCCUGAGUCUCAUGGUAUUGUAGGAAAUUAUUUCUAUGAUGUAGAUCUAAAUGAUAGCUUUUAUUAUAAAAGUCCUGAUCAAAGUUGGGAUUCAAAAUGGUGGGGAGGCGAACCUAUUUGGAUUACUGCAGUAAAGCAGAAUAAAAAGUCAGGUGUCAUUAUGUGGCCUGGUUGCAGUACAGUCUUUGAGGAGGAUCUUCGUCCAACCUAUUCAGUUGCUUAUAGCGACUAUGUAACAUUUGAUGAAAAGGUCGAUCAAGUCUUUGAUUGGUUUGAUUUAUCCUUAGAGGAUAGACCUCAGUUUAUUGGUCUGUAUGUGCCUCAAAUUGACCAAGCAGGACAUGCCUAUGGUCCUUACGCCAAUGAAACAAUAACCCAAUUAAAAAAAGCAGAUCAAAGUGUUGGAAGAUUAUUAAAGGGUUUAGAAAUACGUAACCUAACUGACAUUGUCAACGUGAUUGUCGUCAGUGAUCACGGUAUGUCUGAAACUUCGUCUUCAAGACUUAUCUUUUAUGAAGAUUUUCUUAGUCAAGAAGAACUUGAGUUAAUUUGGCGAGUUGAAGGAUAUCCCAUUUUUGGUAUACGUAUUCGACCCGAUCAUCCUGCUCCUGAAGCAGCUGUGGAUCAACUGUAUAAGGCCUUCUUACGUAUCCAGGCCCAUUAUCCUCAUAUACAAGUUUGGAAACGUGAGCAAGUACCUGAGCGUCUUCAUUUCCGUCAUCAUGUAGCACGUAUUCCUCCUUUAAUUGUCUUGCCUGAUCCUGGCUGGAAUCUAGUGAGUCAUGCAGAGUAUGACCCUCGUAAAGGUCUUGAUUAUCAGCCCAAGGGCGUACAUGGCUAUGAUAACUUAUCGCCUCAAUCAAGGGCUAUCUUUGUAGCUCGUGGCCCCGCCUUUGAACAAGGUCAAACAAUUCGCCCAUUUUGGAAUAUUGAGCUCUAUCAUUUAAUGGCACGUAUUUUAUAUCUUACACCUACAAGCAAUAAUAAUACCUUGAAUGGUUUCCUUGAAACGAUGUAAUCAUCACUCUCUCACACGCACACAAUAAAAUUAAAAAAGAAAAAAAAAUAAAAUAAAAAAUAAAAAAUAAAAGUUUUAUUAUUUAUUAUCCAUGCUGCCAACGGUUUGUUUCAC
Messenger RNA from Cokeromyces recurvatus, 1482 nucleotides. RefSeq names its product alkaline-phosphatase-like protein. The transcript is spliced from 6 exons. Gene Ontology annotation, biological process: nucleoside triphosphate metabolic process. The record is from RefSeq and is a predicted model, not a curated record. Gene Ontology annotation, molecular function: ribonucleoside triphosphate phosphatase activity; nucleoside triphosphate diphosphatase activity. The coding region runs from base 31 to 1368 and encodes 445 amino acids. Lineage: Eukaryota; Fungi; Mucoromycota; Mucoromycetes; Mucorales; Mucoraceae.